UCGUUUAUUUUCGGCUGCUAGCAGCAUCAACGGCGGUUUGUUUGACAGACAUGAAGUUAGCGGAAGUAGGGUUUUAAAAUGAAAUAAAUAUGUUUACCAGUGUUUUAAGAAGUUUCGAACACAUGCUAGAAUUUAUAUUUAGAUAGCUAGCGAAAAGAAAUGGCAUCUGUUUUGGAGGACCCGACACUUGCGAGACAUUUUAAAGGCCACAAAGAUGCUGUCACGUGUGCAGAUUUCAGUCCCAGUAACAAGCAGCUGGCCACGGGAUCCAGUGAUAAGACUCUCAUGAUAUGGAACCUCAACCCCAAAUCCAGAGCGUUCAGGUUUGUCGGACAUCAGGACAUCGUAACCGCCGUGCACUUCUCCCCAUCUGGUGAAUUGGUGGCUUCUGGAUCAAGGGACAGGACUGUGAGAUUAUGGACGCCCACUAUUAAAGGAGACUCGACGGUGUUUAAAGCGCACACGGCCACCGUACGCAGCGUGAGCUUCUCCGCCGAUGGUCAGAGAUUAGUCACUGCUUCAGACGACAAGUCUGUGAAAGUGUGGAGCGUGCAUCGGCAAAAAUUCAUCUACUCCCUCAACCAGCACACCAACUGGGUGCGCUGUGCCAGGUUUUCUCCAGAUGGGCGUUUGGUGGCGUCUUGCGGUGACGACAGGACGGUUCGUCUCUGGGACACGUCCACUCGCCUGUGCAUCAACACUUUCACCGAUUACGGAGGGCCAGCAACGUUUGUGGACUUCAACAGCAGCGGGACUUGUAUCGCGUCCUCAGGAGCAGACAACACGCUGAAGAUCUGGGACAUUCGAACAAACAAACUCCUUCAGCAUUACCAAGUCCACAGCGCCGCCAUCAACAGCUUUUCCUUCCACCCGUCGGGGAAUUACCUGAUCAGCGGCUCCAGCGACAGCACUGUGAAGAUCGUGGACCUGCUGGAGGGACGACUCAUCUACACACUCCAUGGACACAAGGGUCCGGUCCUGGCCGUAGCGUUCUCUCGUGAAGGAGACCUCUUUACCUCCGGUGGCUCUGACUGUCAGGUCCUCCUGUGGAAAACCAACUUCGAUGCCCUGAACUACAGGGAGAUGCUGAGCAGGCACAGGAAGCGUGUGACCCCAGACCCUCCUCCUCACCUGACGGACAUCUACCCCCGCUCCCCACACGUCCACCACGCCCACAACGCAUCUGUGGAGAUUAACCCCGUGGUCUCGGACGUCCACUCGGCUCAUCCUGACGUGGUGGAGGUCGGAGAGGAACGGUUCUACACGACGGGUGCAGGUAGGCACGCAAGUGGGAUCUCGGACUCUGGAGAGCGUCCCAGCACCAGAACAGGCUUGGCCUCCACCUUUACUCACACACAACACCAAGAGGAAUCUGAAGAAGAGGAAACUCUGGAGCCAGGCAUCACAGACUUGCAGAGGGAGCGCUCUGGAUCUUCACCAGCAUUGAGAAGCACACUGGAGCACAUCGUUCAGCAACUGGACAUUCUAACUCAGACCGUGUCUGUACUGGAGGAGCGUCUCACGCUGACAGAGGACAAGCUGAGAGAGUGUCUAGACAACCAGGCUGUUAUUCUGGAGCAGAUGCAGCAGCAGGACGAGUCACACAAAGAGACGACAGGCGCUGUGGGUCCAGCAGUUUGACACGCGUCCCAUCGCCAGCUUUCAGGGGUCAGUGACGACGUUCUGGGGUAGAAGAGACUCUCUCCUCUCUCUAAACCCUGAGGAAACUUUCUUCAGCUUCAAAACUCAAGGAAAACAGAAAGGAAGAAAUGGAAGGAAGAGCAGGAUGGAGGUCGGAGGGCAGUGAGGGGUUAGACCGAGGGGUGAGGGGUGUUUUUAAAAGGAUCGUGGAGCAGUCUCUCCCAGAAAUUCAUUAAGUCCCUGCGGAUGAGACAGCUGCAGCUAGGAAAACAUCCCGGCCUUGUUUUGACAGCAGUGAGAGGCGGCAUUCUUCACGACAGCCGCUCAGACGACACGUCAGGAGAGAGACAGACAGCUCUGUAUCUCUCUCUCUCUCUCUGUGUCUUUCUCUUUCUUUCUUUCACUUUGUCCUUGUUUGUCCUCGUGUCUGUAUUUUCAGUGUACAUUUGUAUUUUAUAGAAAUAAACGAGUGUCGUGAAUGAAAGCAGUGUGUUUGCUGUGAAAGACUGUACUUGUUGUGUGUAUGUGUGUAUUGUGAAGCCAAGAUUCCUCACAAACACCCAAAACUCUUAUAUUCUUAAUUCUUACCAUUUUUAUAAAAUAGACCCCAUAUCUAUGCAAAGCAUCGAACAAACUUAUUAGGACUAAGUUUCCGUUUAAACGGAGUUUAGAGUUACAUUUUAAUGUUGCGCAACAUCCGCAGAACCACUUAGUUCCUGUUCUCACGUUUAUGUCCUGUUACACCAGCUAUAUAAGUCGGAAAUUUGUAAGAAAACACUGAUAUUCUCUGAGAUUAUGAAGUCACACAUUUGCGAGGAAAAAAAAUCCCUCAAAUUCCAAGAUUAAAACGGAACUUUUUUGUUUUUGUUAAGGAACCAGAUUUCUUCACUUCUUUGCAAGGUCGGUUUAACGUCAUUGCGCUACAGACGCCAUGGCUGAGCUGAGAGAUAUAGAUAAUGCAGUCUUUCCUCCUCAAACACACGAUAUAAAAGAUUCUACUGUACAUCUAGGAGACUUUUUCCAUGGAAUAAAAAUGUGUUCCAUUCCCUUCUACUUUGUCUUUAUGACAACUUUGUAAAAAAAAAAACAUGCUAGUCAUAUUAAAAUAUUUACAAUUAAACAUUGAAAACGUAACCUGUUAAAAAAGCUGGACUCAAAACGUUCAGUAUUAACA
Messenger RNA from Neoarius graeffei (lesser salmon catfish), 2815 nucleotides. RefSeq names its product POC1 centriolar protein B (gene poc1b). The record is from RefSeq and is a predicted model, not a curated record. Gene Ontology annotation, molecular function: protein binding. Bases 160 to 1641 code for a protein of 493 amino acids. Gene Ontology annotation, cellular component: ciliary basal body; centriole. NCBI's taxonomy places the organism in Eukaryota, Metazoa, Chordata, Actinopteri, Siluriformes, Ariidae. Gene Ontology annotation, biological process: cilium assembly. The transcript is spliced from 12 exons.